UGUAGUAAAGGGGCGAUUUAGAGAGACAGUCAAACAAUGGAUUUAAUUAAGAAGAGGAAAAUGGCCAACACGUCAACCAGAAGUAAGUCUAACAAGCCUACUUUUGUAUCCGAGUGGGAUAUGUAUGACAUCCAUAACGACAUGGAGGAAAGAACUGGGAAGGAGAUGCAAUUUAUGAAAAAAGAAGUAAGUGAUGAAUCUAAAGAAAGCAGCAAAAUAAAAUUCAUCGCUAAAUCGUCACCAUAUGAAGGCGUGAAUAUCACACCUAAAGAACAAUUUGAGUCAGUGGCAAAAAGUGAAGCAUUCUUAGAUGCCUGUGCAAGAAUGGAACGGCUGUUAGGGAGUAACACGUAUCGAGAUCAGCAGAAAGCAUUCAGGGGACUUAGGCAGCCGGAUCCAUUUCGUCUGGAUGUACAAUUUAGGUAUCGUUUGGAACUGCUGUGGUCUUUCACAAGUGACUAUGUGCGUGGAAGAACUGUUACAGGUAUGUGUUGGAAUUCGUUAAACACUGAUUUAUUAGCCGUAGGAUACGGAAAAUAUUUUUAUAAAGAUCGUAAAAAUGGUCUUGUAUGCUGCUGGACUAUAAAGAAUCCCACUCAACCUGAAAGAAAAUAUAAAUUCGACAGCCCUGUAACAUCCGUUAACUUUUCCACAGACCGUCCAAACCUACUGGCUUGCGGAUUUCAUAACGGCUCGAUAGUAAUUCUUGAUAUUUCUGCAAGGAAUAAAACUGUUAUUGCUCUUAGCAAUCGUGAAACUUCUCCAUCAUACGAACCAGUAUGGCAGAUAUUUUGGUUUCGAGAGGAAGAAUAUCAGCGGAAAGAAGAACAAAUUAUGACGUGCUGUCAAGAUGGCCGCAUCUGGAAAUAUCGCAGAGAAGAAACUCUCAGUUGUCUUCCUAUGAUGUUGGUAACGCGCAUGGAGGGGACGAUGAAAGGUAUUGAUCAGCCUAGGAAAAGCAGAGCUCACGAUAUCCCCGUAUCGCGCCAUCCUGCUGCUUUAGUUCUUACACGACAUCCAGUGGAUACACUCACGUAUUUUGUCGAUUGGUGCGUCAGAAUUUGGACUGAAGAUGUUGUACAGCCCCUCUUGACACUUAACACAUCGAUGGAAUCUGUGCAAGGUGCAGCUUGGAGUCCUGUCAGUGCGACCAUCAUUGCUAGCAUUAGUGCUAACGAUAUCCAUCUGUGGGACAUUAAACAUAAGAUAUUUGUCCCGGCUUCCACAGCAACGUCACCAACUGACACAGGAAACCUGAUGAUUCAGUUUACAGCGUCCGGACUGAACCUGGUGAUUGGCGAUGGUGAAGGAGCUGUUCAUGUCUAUGGAUUGCAAGACAUGCCCUUUUCUCCUUUCUACCAAGAAAUAGCUCUCAUCCAGGCGAUAAAGAAAGCGCUUGUAACUCGUCCAGAGUUGCUAAAAAUACUUAAGAAAAUAGGGAAACCAUUUUACUAAAAGCCAAGACAUUCUUAAAACCGAGCAUUAUAUCUCUCUUCUAAAACUAAUGGUUGUAUUAGUGACCAUUAUAAAAGUGAUACGAAGGAACAGUGAUUUUAUUCAAGUCUGAUUUAUUUAUUAUUUAUUUACUGCGGUUUCUGUACAAAUACGAUCUUACAAAUCCAUCGUAUCGUACAUCUUAAAAAUAUGGAACUCUGCAUUAAAAUUUCAGUCUAUUUAUAAAGCACAUAUACACGUAUAUACAAUUUGAUCCAUGCGUAUAUUCGUAGAUAGGCCUAUGAGCAGUUAGGAAAGAAAUCUUCUGACAUGUAAAACUGAUUUAAAUGGUUAAAAAAUGAAGUAUUUUAUUAGGAGGCACAUUUUCUAAUGUCUGCUAACUGGAGAUUGAAGUAAUAGUUGGAAUUAUCUCUAGAAUUUUAAUUCCUGAUAGCCUCAUCUAGGGUCCUCUGUAAUUCUGGAGCUCGGUACUUUCACCACGCACACACACAGGUGACAUGUUUGUACAUUGUACAAUAAUUACAGCAUACUUUCUAUGGCACUACUCGAGACAUUCAGAAUGGAUAACUUCAAGGCUGAGAAUUCUUUAGUUUAAUAUCUUGCACUUGAUAUAUGACGGGUCGCCAACAGAAUUAUAUGAAUGUUUUGAGAAAAGUGUAUGCUUAUGAAUCCCAGAUUCUAGUUCAUGUUUAGGAUCUGUAAUCAAUACUGGAAACAGUUACUGUGUUGUGAUUUUGGGCAUCAGUUGCACAUUUGGGUAUAAUUGCCUGCAUAAUAUAUGAACUACUUAUAUAACAGCAACUACACUUA
Cryptotermes secundus is the source of this 2265-nucleotide messenger RNA. Its product is annotated as WD repeat-containing protein 78. The transcript is spliced from 2 exons. NCBI's taxonomy places the organism in Eukaryota, Metazoa, Arthropoda, Insecta, Blattodea, Kalotermitidae. Gene Ontology annotation, cellular component: axonemal dynein complex. The record is from RefSeq and is a predicted model, not a curated record. Gene Ontology annotation, biological process: cilium movement. Gene Ontology annotation, molecular function: dynein heavy chain binding; dynein light chain binding. Bases 37 to 1455 code for a protein of 472 amino acids.